Molecule: messenger RNA, 929 nt
Organism: Colius striatus (speckled mousebird)
Lineage: Eukaryota; Metazoa; Chordata; Aves; Coliiformes; Coliidae
Gene: TMEM243
Product: transmembrane protein 243
Exons: 4
Coding region: 16-372 (118 amino acids)
Source: RefSeq, a predicted model, not a curated record
CCGCGCCCCCGCGCCAUGGAGGGCUUCGCCGGCCGCGGCUACGGCACCGGCGGGCCCGACAACCGGCCGCUCUUCGGGGAGACGUCGGCCAGGGACAGAGUCAUCAAUCUAGUUGUUGGCGGCUUAACGUCCUUGCUGCUUGUAGUCACUCUGAUCAGUGCUUUUGUCUUCCCGCAACUACCUCCAAAACCUGUGAAUAUAUUUUUUGCUUUCUGCAUCUCCUUGUGUUGUAUUUCUGCUGCCAUACUUAUCUACUGGUAUCGACAAGGAGACCUGGAACCUAAAUUUAGGAACCUAAUCUACUAUAUAUUAUUUUCUAUCGUCAUGUUAUGUAUAUGUGCCAACCUGUACUUCCAUGAAGUGGGGAAAUGAUGGCCAUGGGGAGUACCCGGCGCUGGUGCUGCUGUGUCAGGCUGCCUUCAGCUCAGCUCUCGCCCGAGACCUCCGAGGGAGGACAAUCAGCCCGAGAAGAAACAAGUGGGUUGUGCAGAGAUAAAUCAGUACAUGAUCUUCAUGUAACGUAUACGUAACGUCCCUCGUGUUGGGGAGGAUUAUUGCCGUAAGACGUGACAUUCUGCUUUUUUUUGAAGAGCUACCGUUGCACUUGAUGAACAUUCCAGUUGUACUGAUGUUUCAGAAUGGCACAAGCUUUUUCAUUUUGGAAAAAAAAAAUGCAUUUUUUUAUUACUGUACAAAUGAACUGCAGCAUUGCAAGGGUGUGUGGCAGUGUGAAUAAAUGGCAUCUUACACAUACGUACGACAAAUACUCUUUAUUUCGUUUAAACGGAAUAUACAAUUACCUCUGUUCCCUAGGCAACCAUUUGAAACUACAACUUAUUUUUCACAUUAACAAAACCACAGACUGAAAAAGACCAACUCCUGAUUAUGAAGAGCUAAUUACAGAAAUAAAUAAAAUAAUUUAUACAUGA